This is a messenger RNA of Alternaria infectoria, 882 nucleotides long. RefSeq lists its product as uncharacterized. The transcript is spliced from 4 exons. The coding region runs from base 1 to 882 and encodes 293 amino acids. The record is from RefSeq and is a predicted model, not a curated record. Lineage: Eukaryota; Fungi; Ascomycota; Dothideomycetes; Pleosporales; Pleosporaceae.
AUGACGACCGCCUCUCAGGACCGCGAGAAGGCCUACAAGGAGUGGGAGGAAUUGUUCAAGCGGGCAACUACCCCUGAGGAAUCUGACAAGAUCGCCACAGCAAACCAGCUCAACUCGCCCCUACUUCGUCUACCUGGCGAGAUCCGCAAUCACAUCUACACAUACGCCUGCCGAUCUACUACAGUCAAGCACGGGAAGCGCCCAGAAGUCUCCGAAAGGUCGUGUCUCUUCUCCCAGACCUUCCUCCUCACCUGCAAACAAAUCUACUGUGAGGCCAUCGCACUCUUGUAUACCCACGCGACGUUCGAGUUGUCUGGAUUUGGAGGCAAUAUGUCACGACAGACAGUCACCUCACGUCAGCGUCGCGUGCUCACUUCCAAAGAAGCUCGCGAGAUCACCCUUCAGAACCAGCUAGACUCAUCUCUCUUACGACUGCCGCCAGAGAUACGCAACAAGAUCUACGCGUACGCGUGUUCCCGCACUCAGGCCGUCUUCAACAACAGUCCUCGAGCCCGCAAGUCCACAGCCAUCAUAUCCACCUGUUCUCAGAUGCGCCAUGAAGCCCACGCCAUCUUCUUCGCGCAUGCGACUCUCGAUUUGAGGGCGCUCCUGUUCUCGGAGUUCCCAGAGAAUCUUCCACAUACGGACUUCCGGCUCGUCACUUCCAUCCAUCUACGAUCGCAGCGGAUUACAAGGCUCCUACGGGAGGAUGAGCAUCUUGUAACGGAACGACAGGGAGCUAAACUCUUCCCGGAACUGGAGCGAGUAUAUGUCGCUGGUUGGAGUAAAUCGCGCAUGCCAAAGGAUAGUUUGGGGGUUGACGCGCUACGAACUUGGGCGGGAAAUGCGGACUUACAAGUGGCCCCCAGCUCAGCGUUCUAG